GGGCCGGGCGGGCGGAGCGGAGCGCAGCGGCCGCCGCGAUGGAGCCCGACUCGGUUAUCGAGGACAAGACCAUCGAGCUCAUGACAAGUCUGAGAAGGAAAGCCCAUUCGAAUCCCCUUUCAUUCUGGAUUGGUGGAUCUGAAGCCCAGAAACAAAGUUUCAGAACACAUCAGUAAUGGAGGAUCAGAAUGAAGAUGAGUCUCCAAAGAAAAAUACCCUGUGGCAGAUAAGUAAUGGAACUUCAUCUGUGAUUGUCUCAAGAAAAAGACCAUCGGAAGGAAACUACGAAAAGGAAAAAGACUUGUGUAUAAAAUACUUUGACCAGUGGUCUGAAUCAGAUCAGGUGGAAUUUGUGGAACACCUCAUUUCCCGGAUGUGUCACUACCAGCAUGGACAUAUUAACUCUUACCUGAAGCCCAUGUUACAGCGGGACUUCAUCACUGCGCUGCCAGAGCAAGGCUUAGAUCACAUAGCAGAAAACAUCCUUUCCUAUCUCGAUGCCAGAUCGCUGUGUGCAGCAGAGCUGGUGUGUAAGGAGUGGCAGAGGGUGAUCUCAGAGGGGAUGCUGUGGAAGAAGCUCAUUGAGAGGAUGGUACGCACAGACCCGCUCUGGAAGGGGCUCUCAGAGAGGAGGGGCUGGGAUCAGUACCUGUUUAAAAACAGACCAACAGAUGGGCCCCCCAAUUCGUUUUACAGGUCCUUAUACCCAAAGAUAAUCCAGGAUAUAGAGACUAUAGAAUCCAACUGGAGGUGUGGGAGGCACAACUUGCAGAGGAUCCAGUGCCGCUCUGAGAACAGCAAAGGCGUUUACUGUUUACAGUACGAUGAUGAGAAGAUCAUCAGUGGCCUGCGAGAUAACUCCAUCAAGAUUUGGGACAAAACAAGCUUGGAAUGUUUGAAAGUAUUAACAGGACAUACUGGCUCAGUUCUUUGUCUGCAAUAUGAUGAAAGAGUUAUUGUAACUGGAUCUUCAGAUUCUACAGUAAGGGUGUGGGACGUGAACACGGGCGAGGUUCUGAACACGCUGAUCCACCACAACGAGGCCGUGCUGCACCUGCGCUUCAGCAACGGGCUGAUGGUGACGUGCUCCAAGGACAGGUCCAUCGCCGUGUGGGACAUGGCCUCCCCCACCGACAUCACGCUGCGCCGCGUGCUCGUGGGCCACCGCGCCGCCGUCAACGUCGUCGACUUCGACGACAAGUACAUCGUGUCGGCCUCGGGGGACAGGACCAUCAAGGUGUGGAGCACCAGCACGUGCGAGUUCGUGCGGACGCUGAACGGGCACAAGCGCGGCAUCGCCUGCCUGCAGUACCGGGACCGCCUGGUGGUCAGCGGCUCCUCGGACAACACCAUCAGGCUCUGGGACAUUGAAUGUGGUGCCUGUUUAAGAGUGUUGGAAGGCCAUGAAGAGCUGGUUCGCUGCAUCAGAUUCGACAACAAGAGGAUUGUUAGUGGAGCCUAUGAUGGGAAAAUUAAAGUUUGGGACUUGCAAGCUGCUCUUGACCCUCGUGCCCCAGCAAGUACAUUAUGCUUGCGUACAUUAGUGGAACAUUCAGGACGUGUCUUUAGGCUCCAGUUUGAUGAAUUUCAGAUCAUUAGUAGUUCCCAUGACGAUACAAUUCUGAUUUGGGAUUUCUUAAAUGUGCCACCGAGUGCCCAGAACGAGACCCGCUCUCCAUCUAGAACAUACACCUACAUCUCCAGAUAACAGUGUGCACUUUACUGCCCUCACAAGGGUUCCACAGUCUUGAACUACUGGAUCUUUGGCUACUACAUGCCUGAAGAUGAUUGACAGCUAAAGUCAGAAUUGGUUCUAGAUGCUGUGUAGAUGCAAAGCAGCACAAUUCUAUAUCUAAAUUUCUUAAUCUUUCCUGCUCUCAGUGGUCGUCUUUGAAUUUGCUACAAAUUCACUGACUUGGAGUAGAUGAAUUUCAGAAGCCUAUCCUUCCCUGCUGUGAGAAAUCCAAAGCUUCACAUGUAAAUUGUCAGUAGAAACUGAACUCUGAUGGCUUGUUUUUCAGAUAUAAAUCAGAAGUCAAGAAAGGACUUGGCCUAAUUUAUAUUGCUUUGCACUUUUGUCUGACUUUAAAGGAAAAAAAACAAACAAACAUUCUCCAGUGAAAUUUGGGUGCCAAACACAUGCCCAGAAUGUACAGAGCUUUGCUUUCCAGUCACCACUGUCCUUUAGGCGUCCCCAUGGCAGGUUCAGAGCCCCUUCUGUUCCCUAGGUGUACGUUGGACUCUUAGAAAUAUUCCUGAGUUGCUCAGUAAUAUUUUUGGAUUACAGUUUACUUGUUUCUGCACCAAUAAUUUCUUUUAAAUUAAAGAUUCCCUGGAAUUCGGGCUAGGUUACCUGAACUAGGUGUAUAGCACUGUCUUUUCCUUUGCCCUGUGCUCUGUACCUGCCCUCCUGCUCUCCUGAUGUUGGCUGUAGUCCCUGCUCCCCGUGUGCUUCCCUCAUCUCAGAUACUGUGUAAGCAUGUAGAUACCUUGUACAUACAGCAGAGUGCCAGCCUCGGGGUGUCCUGACACUACACACCAGCGCUCAGCCUGGUGGCACUUGGCAGCAGGAUGUCCUGACCCUGGCACUGGUGGUGACACCAUUACCUAGACAUUGUCUCUGCAAAAAGAGCUUUUCAGUAUUCAUUAGUUGGGGUUUUUGGUUUUUUUUUUGGUUUCGGUUUUGUUGGGUUGUUUUUUUUUUUGUUUUUUUUUUUUUUUCUAACGGGAACUACAUAUUUUAAAAUGUAAUAUCUAAACUUUUUAAGAAUUAAAAACUGUUUAAUUUAUGUUCUGUAUGUUAUAUUUUUGUGCCGCGGGGUUUGCAGCUGUGUCUCUGACCUGGGGGGCCUCGCAGCCCCGCUCAUGUCCUGGUAGCAUUGGUUUGGCUGCUCAGUGCAGGAGAGACCAUGGGCCAAAGUUGCAUUAUUUAUGUUUGGUUUGUGACACUUGUGGUGCUGAGAGGAGCCCGUUGCAGUCCCUGCUCUGCUCUCUGUGCCCAUUCCCAGUUCUGCUGUUAUCCCGGGGGAUCAGCUGUCCUGGCUCCUCCCCCAGUUCUCGCAGCGUCCCCGUCACCUGUGUGCUCGGCUCAGGAGGAGGCUGGAGCAGUGCAAAGGGAGUUUCCAGCCCCGUGGAGCCCGGCUGUGCUGCCAUUCCCAGCGCUGUCCGUCUGUCCUGCCCUGUGCUGCCAGCAGCUCCUGCCUCUCUCGGCUCCUUGCCUUUCCCUGUGCAGCCUGGGGAGCUCGAGGUGUGCCCAGCCCUGGCAGGGCUCAGUGCAGGGCUGCCCUCCCUGCCCCCUCCCGAGUUCCUUCAGCUAUUUAUUCAUCCAGAUGAGCCAAUGUGGCGAAGUCCAGAAGAGCAAAGUCGCUCCUGAGCGUCCAUGAGGUCACUUUUUGGUAAGCUUGACAGUAGUUCGUGCAAGUGUCUUACUUUACCCUUCUCAUCUAAUAGCUUUAAUAUUAAACUGUUUAAAAGAGAGAUCUGUUGCAGCCCUGAAGAAAAAGGUUCUUUGUUUCUGAAGAGCGGAGUCCUUUUUUUAAAAAUGCAUGUGUAAGAUUGAAAUUCCUGUUUUUCCUUGGGAGAUAAUGGUAUUUGAACAUGCAGUCUAAACUUCUUUGUGCUUUGUGUAACAUAGCAGUGGACUUUUGUGAUUGGCACCCAAGGAACUCGACUCCUGGGAUUCAUGGUAGUGAUCCUGGCUGCACUCUGGACUUUGUUUUGCUAACCAUAAUUGAGCAACUGUACAUUACUGCGAUAUUAAUGUUUCAAAGCACUGGGAUAGUCUAAUUCUAACUUGUAAUUAUGUUUGCCAAUUAUCUGUUUGGAAAGUUGGUGUAUGAACAGCUUCUUGAAACUGUUAAAUUGUACAGAUAUCGUUCAUGAUCUAAAGCUUUGUACUGUGGAAUGUGCUUAAUAAAAAAAAGUUUGAACUUAA
Molecule: messenger RNA, 3934 nt
Organism: Oenanthe melanoleuca
Lineage: Eukaryota; Metazoa; Chordata; Aves; Passeriformes; Muscicapidae
Gene: FBXW11
Product: F-box and WD repeat domain containing 11
Exons: 14
Coding region: 176-1708 (510 amino acids)
Molecular function (GO): protein dimerization activity
Source: RefSeq, a predicted model, not a curated record